Wasmannia auropunctata (little fire ant) is the source of this 2923-nucleotide messenger RNA. Its product is annotated as ubiquitin-like-specific protease 2. The transcript is spliced from 11 exons. Gene Ontology annotation, cellular component: nucleus; cytoplasm. Gene Ontology annotation, biological process: protein desumoylation. Gene Ontology annotation, molecular function: SUMO-specific endopeptidase activity. The coding region runs from base 407 to 2476 and encodes 689 amino acids. The record is from RefSeq and is a predicted model, not a curated record. Lineage: Eukaryota; Metazoa; Arthropoda; Insecta; Hymenoptera; Formicidae.
UUUUUCAUUAUUUAUUAUUCAUAAUAAAUUUGUAUUAAAAAUCACUAAACUGCCUUGCUCUUAUUUCAUAUUUGAAAAUGUACAAUAGUUCGCGCCGUAAAUGCUCAACUUUUGAUCGAUCGAGAUGAUAACUCCCAAGUAUUACCCGAUAUUCACGCGUGAAUAUCGGCCCUAAUGUUGUCGAGCUUGGUUGCAACAGUCUGUGCCAGUGAGAAAAAUAAACACAAGAGGACAACAUCAAGGAGACGGGCUGUUGUUAACUGCGACCUGUAAUAAUCGACUUGUCUAGUAUAGCGUAAAUUCUUGUGAACCCACGAGUAGAACGUCGCUUCGUGCGGAAGCAUAAAUCUCCGUAACGAAAUUCCAUUCGUGGAUUUAUAACUUUCCACGCAAAACUUACAAUGCAAUGCCAUCCUUCAGAGAGCUUCGUUCUUCUGCACCGAGCAAACGUAGAUUAGAAUUUUUAAUGUUUAAAGAAUCAUCCGUUGAAGAAGACGAAGAAAGUAGAGCGAAAAAACUGAGAAGCAUUAAUAGUAACGUAGCAGGAGACACGAGUAAUGCACUUGACGAAGCUAUGGAUAUCAUUCUGGAUGAACUGUCAACAAUUGCGGACGUGUCUAAUUCUCACAAUGAUUUUACAAUGGGAACAUGUGGAGAUCAGGAUCCACUAGAUAUCGAACAAAUUACUCUAGAGUGUCUUCGUAUCAACAUAGGCUCUUACAAAUGUAUUCCUCAGGGAAAAGUUGUUAUUUCCCAUAGUGGAAUUAAAUUUAGCGUACUUUCAUUAAAAGACGAUACGAAAUAUGUUACUCUGAAUAUAAAGUGUAUAGAUAUAAUUAAGCUUUUAAUUUAUUUUGGAAAAAUUAUGCCCCUGCUGUUCUUCUAUUCGCGUUCAAAUACGGGAGCCAUGGUACGUGAGUUAUUAGGAAUGGAAGAUGCAAGCGAACCAUAUUUCAAUCCUGCUGGAAAAGAAAUUGUACAUAAACGUAUCACAUUAUUCCCAAACAAGUUACCCGAGGAUUCAAAGGCGAUACUAUCAAGUUUGUUUCCGAAUAAAAUCGAGGAAUUGAGUUUCAAAGAAGCCAAAGUUAUACUUAACUUGUCAAUACCAAACUAUAGUUUAUCGUCGUCUAACACUACACGACGGCGAAUUCAAAAUUUAAAUAAUACUAUUUCUGUUAUUGAUAUUACUACACGGCAGCGGGGUGAAAACCCAGCCAAUAGUACUUCCGUUAGUGACGUUACUACACGGCAGCGGGGUGAAAACCCAGCCAAUAGUACUUCCGUUAGUGACGUUACUACACGGCAGCGGGGUGAAAACCCAGCCAAUAGUACUUCCGUUAGUGACGUUACUACACGGCAGCGGGGUGAAAACCCAGCCAACAGUACUUCCGUUAGUGACGUUAUUACACGGCAGCGGAGUAAAAAGUUAACUAAUACAACUUGUGUUAGAGACAUACAAACAAUAACUAUAUAUCCACCGCCACCCGCAAAAGGAGGAAUAUCCAUCAACACUGAGGAUUACUUGUGUCUCGCAGAAGACGAGUUCCUGAACGAUGUGAUUGUAGAUUUUUAUUUAAAGUAUUUGACCCUAGAAGUAUUGUCAGAAGUGGACCAACAUAGAACUCACGUGUUCAGUUCGUAUUUUUACAAACGUUUGAUCAGCCCGUACGCCGAGGCUGCCGAAAGCUCCGUGCCAAUGACACCUGCUGCCAAGCGGUACGCGAGAGUACAGAAAUGGACAAAGAAUGUUAACAUAUUUGAGAAAGAUUUUAUUAUAAUUCCUAUAAACGAAUACUCGCAUUGGUUCUUGGCUAUUAUUUGCUUUCCUGGAUUAGUUGGAACAGUCCCAAAAGCAGAAACUAGCGAAAACGAUAAUCUCAAGACUGUGCGGGCGGACAAAGAAACGAAAGAGUCGAAUGCAAGAGCUGACGAACCGGUAGAGAGUAAAACCCAAAUUAAUGUUAAAUUCGAAGAGCAGAAGGAAGUUGUCAAGAAUCCGUGCAUAUUAAUAUUCGAUUCGCUCGGUGGUACUAGUAGAUCAAGGGUACUCGCUGCGUUGAGAGAUUAUUUAAAUUGCGAGCAUGUUGCCAAGCUUGGUGUAGAGAAAACAUUCUCGAAAGGUACUAUUAAGGGAGCGUAUCCAAAGGUACCUCAGCAAUCGAAUUUAACUGACUGCGGAUUGUAUGUAUUACAAUAUGUGGAAAGUUUUUUCAAGGAUCCUGUUAAAGAUUAUACUUUACCAAUUAAAACCUUAACAACAUGGUUUGAAGAAAUUGUCGUGACAAAGAAAAGGGAGGAGUUAUCGAACUUGCUAAUUGAAUUGAUGAAUAAAGGGGACAAAACUAUUAGUUUGCCUACUAUAAAUUUCCCCACACGAGAUAGCAAGCUGAAAUCGAAGGUCGAAGAUCAGACAGACGUAAGACUGCGAUGUCGGAAACCGAAAGAGUCUACAAGUGACACGCAGAAGCAUUGAUUGUCUCGUUUAUCACGGAAAAUCCUCCAGUUAACUGAGAGGCUGAAGAAUGAUGGCAAGUUCUACCAAAAAACGAGUUUGUUAGUAGAACUUUCCCGAUCAUUUCUUAUAUGCGCAUAGCUCUAAUUCAGUUGAGAAUUAAUUCAAUAGAUACGUAUAUUUACAAUGGAAAAACACGAGAUAAACGCAACAUAUGUACCUUUUAUAGUUUAUAAUUAAACCUUUUCUCACAUAUAUUACGUAAUUAUAUUAAGUAAAUGAAAGCGUAUUAAUGUCGUAUCAAAUUAAUAACCAUAUUAAUUUAUUAGAUUGUGAAUAAACACAAUAUGAUUCUUUAAAAAUGGGCUUUUGUGUAUGAUUGACGUUACAAUUUAUUCUUGUGUACAUAAUUCUGUUUGUAAUGCAUACGUAAAUAGAAGAAAAAAAAAUAAAAGUAAUAAUUUUGUA